AUGUACGGUGCCAAAAAAUCCCUUUGGGAAGAAGUGUGUGCCGAAUACGAAGCCGGACUCCCUAGUCCUCCCAGUGCGAUUUGGACGAGUUCGGAAACUUCCAAGAACUCCAGGACACGCCAGCCUGCGGAGGUGGAUGAGGAGGAAAACGAGCUUCUCACAGACCUGGACCCCCUUUUGCACCACCCUGCACAUCCUGGCUUCUCCGUGUUUGGAGCACAGCCUUCUUCCAAGCACAGACGGCAGACGACCACUACUUUUUUCCCACAACAAUUUCCACAUCCUGUCACAAAGUACAUGGAGGACAAAGUGUUUCCUGUGUUGGUGCCUGCACUUGAGGCUUUGCUGAAAGAAGCUGAUAAACAAGGCUGUUUGCAGAAGAAAGUCCUAACAUUCAACCCCAGUGACUUCCUGGUGGAGUGGCUGUACAACCAUAACCCUCGCAGGCUGGGGUAUCACCCCGUCAAAUUCCACCAGAUCCCAUUUGUCAAGUCAUGGCUCAUCUUGCAUCCGAGGCCUCCUAUGCCGUUGUUUCUUCAGCUGAGUGACGACGAGGCUGCGGUCAUCAUCCAGUCCUUCUGGAGGGGAUAUAAGGUCAGGGCGCAGGCGUUUGUGCAGGAGCUGCGCCAGUGGCAAAAGAACCUGAGGGAAACCCGCGACAUUCCCAACACGGUCAAAGCAUUCUGGGCCCGUGUUGAGAAGCGAGUGGGCUCAUCCAUGACCGAUGUCACUGAAAGCUCGGAAAAUUCUGAAAAUUCUGAAAAUUCUGAAAAUUCCGACUUGUGCAUCCAAGUGGUUUCUCCAACUCCCCAGAGCACGGCUGUGCACACGCCUACCGACCUGAUGACCCCAGACAACAUGGAGCACUUGAGGCCCGGUGUGUACGGUGUGGAUGGCAUGUUGACCGUUGCGUCCACGCCGGCACACACGCAACCCUAAACUUGAGACGGAAUUCUGUUCUGGUCUUUACACAGGCCUUGCACGCCAACGUCGCACACCCAGUCAUCCAUCACAGGCGCCAUUAAAAGGCUUGUAACCAAUCAGACACAGACAAGCUCAUUGCCUUUUAUUAUCAGGGCUCUUAGGAAUGGAAUAUUUUACACCAGCAUAAAACACAUUUGUUGUUAUUGACCACAGAGUGGAAAAUAUUGCAUUCCUAACAAUACACAUUAUGCUACCAGGUACCUGACGCAAGACCAAUGCAACAAGUCUGCAUUCGUGCAACACACAACGCAACUGCAAAAUCUAUAGAAAUACCACUUUCACACUAACAUACAUACAAGGAAGAUAUUUGACAAAUUUCACUUUCAAUAUUUCUGCAAUUUGGGUGGGUGCUUGUCAUUAAGAAAAGAUGGGGGG
Doryrhamphus excisus (bluestripe pipefish) is the source of this 1359-nucleotide messenger RNA. RefSeq names its product IQ motif containing K (gene iqck). Gene Ontology annotation, molecular function: protein binding. NCBI's taxonomy places the organism in Eukaryota, Metazoa, Chordata, Actinopteri, Syngnathiformes, Syngnathidae. The record is from RefSeq and is a predicted model, not a curated record.